This is a messenger RNA of Schistosoma rodhaini, 6221 nucleotides long. The record is from the annotation of a GenBank genome assembly. Lineage: Eukaryota; Metazoa; Platyhelminthes; Trematoda; Strigeidida; Schistosomatidae.
UAACAACACAAGCUGGUGACAAAAAUAUUGAACGUUGGGAGAGCGGUAGUUGAAAAAAUGAGGCGGAAGCGGCGUUCUGAUUCGUUUGAUGAAGAUGACUUUAGAGCGAAAAGAGACAGGACAGAACCGGAUACUAUUGAAUCUCUCAUAUAUCGAAUAGGAUUCAAAGACCUUUCUAAUAUAGAAAGGGAUAUUGGAGAACUUGCGUCAGUUAUUCUAACAGAUAUCCCAAAGAAUGGAGAGGGACUUUUGAAGGUUCUGAGCAAUUGUGUAAAAAAUGUUCCAGAACGAAUACUAAUUUACGCAACGCUAGUCGGGUUACUGAAUCUAAAAAAUCGAUCGUUUGUCGGCCAAUUGAUAGAACUCCUACAACGAGACCUGAAGGAUGCCAUCAGAUCGGCGAAUUUUGAGGACGCCAAAUAUAUAGUUUUGUUCUUGUCAGUGUCUGUUAACUGUCAUACUGUUCAGAAAGCAUCUAUUCUCGGUCUGUACGAGAAUUUUGCUGAAGUCACUCUUGAUGCAGGACGAAGUUCUCAGGCUCGAACUGAUUGGUACACCUACGUAAUACUUUACGGUCUACCAUACAGUGGUUACUUGCUAGCUUCUUAUGACGCUUCAGCAUUAAACGACAUAUUAGGUACAAUUGAAGUUUAUAUGACUAAACGCCAGUGCCCCCAUGUCUCAUUAUUGCGCGUUUGGGAGACAAAUGAUCCUCACCCACAAGAAGAUUAUUUGGAUUGUUUGUGGGCUCAAAUAUGCAAUCUCCGAAAUGGUGGUUGGGUGGAAAAAGUAACUUGGAGAUUAUAUGACUCUUUUCCUAGUUUAAAAGAACAUGGUCAGCCGCAUAAAUUAUCACCUCUCACACCACCCGAUUAUGAUGCAGAGGUCAUUUAUCCUCUUCCAUCUGUGAUUUUUCGAAUGUUUGAUUACACUGAUGUGAUUGAUCAAGAUGAAAACGAGAUUGUCCCUAACUCAGAUUUAUCAUCAGACGGAGUUAAAUCUAGUAAAGAAACUCCUGUCCUCCCGGGAGCACAUACUAUCGAACGAUUUCUUAUUGAUGAACAUUUGGCAAUUUUGAUGAAUAAUUUAAGUUUCAACAGAGUUAUGUGUGCUAAAGCUUUGCUGGGACUCAAAACUCGAGCGAAAGUUGCUUUAGAUUACAUGAUCAUUGAAGCUGUUUUUGCUGGAAUGUUUCACUUACCUCGUCCACCAGUUCAACAUGGGAAUCUUCUGUUUUAUGGAAGUUUACUAGUACAGUUAUGCCAUGAGGCUAGUAAUACAAUUCCUCUGGUGUUAGCUCAAGCCACUGAAGUCCUAUUUGAGCGUUUAGAUAAUAUGAAACCUGUUUGUAUUGGCAGGUUUAUUGAAUGGUUUUCAUAUCAUUUAAGUAAUUAUCAGUUGCAGUGGAGUUGGAAAGAGUGGUCUUCAUCGCUAACGCUAGAUCCAAUGUCUCCACAAAAACGUUUAAUUACCGAAACAUUAUGUCGAUUAAUACGUUUUUCAUACUACGAGAAUGUCAAACGUUUACUUCCAAAAUCUUUUUAUAUAAUGUUACCACCUCAACCUACGGUAAUCAAUAAAUAUGAAAGUAAUCCAGAUUUGUCUUCUGCACGCGCAUUCUUUCGUCUAGUGGAUUCUAUUCGAGCGCGCCUUGAACCCCAAACUGUCUUAAGAAUAGCUGAAACUGCCUCACAAAGUCGUGGUCGACGUCUUUCAUUAUCAGAACCAUUUGAUAAUGAUGGGGUAAGAGAUGAAAGAGAUGAAGAUGCAUCUAGUGAUGAUAGUCACUCUGAUCAUAGUGAUGAGGAGCGUCGUGGAAAAAGCCCCAUUGAUACCAUUCCUCUUUCAGAUCCUGAGUUUGAUGAACUAGAUGAUCCUGAGCCUGCUAAACAAGAAAUGCGCUCUCGUCUUAAAGCACGUCGACGAAUUUUACGGGAAAGUGCAAUGAAACGUAAUUUGAAAAUAUCAUCAGAAGAUAAUGCUGAUGAACAGGUCGGUGUAAGAAGUGAUUCUGUCGAAAAGUUGCCAUUUACCACAGCACCUCAAGUGUCUGAACUUUCUCCUGGAGUGACAAAUUUAGCUAUUGAAUUAUUUUAUUCUGCUAUGUUGAUCGCUGGUCAUAAAACAAUCAGUCACACAUUUGCGUUCAUAAAAAAGUAUGCUGCUGUCAUCCGGACUCUUACAUCUACCGUUGAAACUCAAGUAGAAGCUUUACAUGUAAUUCAGGCGGUCUGGGCUAAUAAUCCACAAAUGAUUGUCAUUAUUACAGAACACAUGUGUCGUGUUGGUUUGGUUGAUCCGGAAGCGGUUGUUCGAUGGGCAUAUUCACCUAUAAUGACAACUUUAACAGAUGAUACAGUCAAUUUGAACUGUGCUAAUGCUCGUCCAAAAAUUUUAGACUUUUACGUUUGGGAGUGCUUAAGUCGAACUCUUGUUCGUGUUGGUAGGCGCGUUGCUCGAAUUACAAAUAGACUAGAACUGGCAAAAGAAACGAUGGAAAUUAACAGGCGUUCUAUUCUUAGGCUAGUUUAGUGAACUUUGCUAUCUUGAGAAAUAAGCGGUCGUCAGGAUCUUGAGGUUUUUUUUAUCUAAGUAUGUAGGUCUUCAUUUAUAUUUUUUUCCGUGCAAAUAUGUACUAGUUUCUUCAAGUUAACAAAUAAAUGUAUUAUUUUGUUUGUCAAUCUUGUUAAGUCUCCAUAUUCGACUCCUGAUCGUGAAGACGCUGACCAGGGAGGAGAUGGUGAUAGUUUCUCACGAACUGGAGUCGACAGUGAUUCAUUCUUCAAAAAACCGAAUGAUUCCAUUUCUGGGAGAGUUAAAGUCAGUGAUCGACGAAAGCUUAUGGCAGGCUGUGAACUGGUUUCUUCGUCUGACGAUGAGGCUUAUGGUGGAGGAAAGGAUAAUGUUGGUGGUCGAGUAGCCAGACUAGAAGAAGCCAGAUGUGAAGCAGUUCGCAGUCAAUGUGCUGUCAUUACACUUCUUCUGCAUCGUCAUGCUAGACUUACUGCUGAACUUGCAUCUGAAAUGUCUGGACCUUCUCAAAACCAUUCAUUCAAUACGGAUUCUCCAUUUUUCUUGCAUGAACCAACUCAACCGAAAAGUUUGUCUGACGAAGCUUUAAGAAAUAUAAUGUUUUGGUUAAAAGGUCGUUUAGUGCAGGUGGUUCUUGAACAUUGCGAUCAAUUAAUACCUUAUCUGGAUAACCUUGAUGAAUUUAUUUGUGGAGCUCAUCCUGAAGUUCAAGGCGUGUUUCAGCAGCUUCGUUCAUUGUACGCAUAGCAUUCUCAUGUUGAUACCUUGUUUAUGAGGAAGUCAACUUGUGUGUACUUCAAUUUGUUAUCUACGCUUUUCAUCCAAGAAUUGCAGAAUAUUUUGUAACAUAUAGUUCUCAUCAUCUCCCUCCCGAAAACUAAGUUUUCUUGUGUUCACUUUCGGUGUCAAAUUUACUCUAAGGAAUAACUUAAGAUUUCUCUGGGAGAGAUAUUUUUGGAACAUCGUUUUGUACUUUUUAAACACUUGCAUUUCUGGUUGUCCUUAUUAUGAAGUACUAUGGCUUUUUAGCCUGAACGUUUUGUUUUCGCUAGUGUAGGGUCACUAUCAUCCAUUCAGACGCUUUGGGAUUGUAGCGACAUAAUGCAACUGAGUUGUUGACUUUGUGACUUUCAACACUUGUCUUAUUAAGUAACAGUUUAUUCAUACCCCAAAACGAUUUCGCUCUGACGCAAGUUUUUGUAAUACGUGGUGUUCAGGCGGAAGUGUCCUAUGCUUAUUUCCUGGACAUUUACUAUUGUUUGACUGUUGGAUGUGUUGCUUUUUUCAGUAAAUAUAGGUAAUUGUUUGCCAAACUAUGUAGCGUGACAUCUGAGUUACAUUCAUUUGCACAAAUUGCUAUCAGUAUCUUGCAUCGACUAGGUUAACUUUCUGUCGUUGUUAGUUGUUCAUUCGGAACUCACAUCAUCAGUUUGAUGUGCUUCUCUUAUUUUUCUGUUUAUUUGAAGCUACUCCAGUUGCCUGAGUCGGUUCAAAGACUACCGAUGAGCACUCAAUAAUCAUUCGAUAAAAAAACCCACACAUGACCUUCAGUAUGUUAAUGUUAGAUCCGAAAGCUAUAACAAUGUUAAGUGCGUAUCUGGGAUAUUGAGUUCCGAAUACUAUGAAGUCAGAAAUUGCGUAAAAAGGCAAGGUCUCUCACAUUGUGAGUAAUAGAGAACAUAACAUUGAAGCCUAUUCAAAAGACUCCCUAUUUAGGGAGAACAAGGGUUUGUAAUGGUAGUGUUUAACACUUAUUUAAAUGAUAUGAUGACCAACAGACUUUUACGUUUGAGCAAGUCUAAUGUACAUAUGGUAGGAGACAAAGUCGUAAUUUAGAAUUACAUAUUGCAAAUUCAUUUAACAACCAAAGAGCUUUCACAUACGAAGUUGUUUUUUUAUUGAAACAUGUAAGACUUGGCUUCAUAAGGCUACUUUCGUUACACGUCUUUUCACACAAGGGAAGGUCUAGCAAGUUAUUUUAAUGUCUAGUUUAGAUAUGCUGAAUAAUGAGUACUGUAUUUAUCGCUGUUUCUGACUCGUGAAUAUUAAAAAGACAUUAUACAAUUUGUUUUUAAUUAUUCCAAUGUGAACAAGUAUUUAACCGACAAAAACUUUCCAGUGACGGUCACUAUGGUUUUCCUGGCUUACAGUUUGUUUAAAUGCUUAUGGGUAUAUAGAAUGGUGUUACUACAACAUGGAGAACCAUCCACCAUAUGUACUCAAGGUCUUAGAAAGUUGAAAUUCAAUGGUUUAAUGUUGAAAGAUUGUCUUCAUCUUAUUUUGCUUUCUCGGUGUUAGUUGUGUAGCGGUAAAUAAAUUCUCGAAAUAAAUAGUUCUGUAAGUCUUCAGCAUUUGAUAAUGACCUCAUUAGUUUUAAUGAACAUGACCAGCUGGAGGGGCUCGGUUACGCAUUUCAUGCACCUGAUAGCCAGCUUAGACUAAACUCUUAUCGAUAACCUUUCACAUAUAUGUUCGAACCACUUCAUUUCUGAUUUAAUUGGGUCGGCAUACUCUAAUUUUUAAAGAUGUCCCUCUCUUUAACUCAACUUUAGGUGAUCGACCUGGUUAAGUAUAAACAUCCCAGUAGCUGAUAUCGUGUGCUAGCUAAGGUGCGUUGCUACUCUCUCCUGCGCACUACUUCUAAGAUUUGCCAGGUUUGGUUCCUUGCCUUAAAAGGUUUAUCAAACUUGAUUGGCAACAAUUAUAGACUUUUAAGCAAAGAUGGUUAGUGGCUAGCAAUGGAAUCCGUUUGACCCACGUUUCGUCCUAUUCAGGACUCAUCAGCUUGAUGUACCUGCAUCAUAGACUUGGUAUUCACUUCGGUUCGUAUCAUUUGACUCAUUCCCACUUUAUAUGAAUAACCCAGGAGGAAUUCUGGAAUAUUUGAUUCUUUAGAAGGCGUCUUGCACACCAAUCGUGGCAGGUUGGAAGCGUUAUUGUGGAAAGUAUUUAUCAUUUAUAACAGUCAGCACACUAUCAUACGAAAUAGCUUUAUGUUUACAAUUACAUAGAGAAACGCUAUAAGUAAGCUUUUAGCCCUCAAAGGUUACUAGAGUAACCAACGAUAAAUUCAAAAUACAUAAUAUUCUAAAAAAGGCUGUAGGGUGAUAAUUGUCUGCUAGCUUUAAUUAAACAUUGAAUAAUCUGAGUACGGCAACCAUAUAGUUGUGGUGACAGUGGAAUUACACCCUGUCUUUGGGUUUCGCCUGGAGAAGUUGAAUGGUGGGUGAGAAGCGAAAGGCUGACAUGGGAGUAACUGUGCCGCUCCUCCAUGUCGGCCUGGUCACUGUGUGUACUUCUUUAUAUCAAAUAUAUUCAGUUAGCAAGACUACAUUUGUUAUUCAAAAGCAGUACCCGUAACUUCCACGAUAAGGUCAGUCAGUGACGAAAGUGGUGUGACUGACGCAAGUUCAUAUAGACUAAACAGUUAUAUCACCUUCAUUCAACGAUAUUAUAUUAAAUACGUUUUUCUAGUGAUAUAUCAGUGAUACUCCUUGAUUUUAAGUACUAUCAGUAUAUUUGCCAACUGCUUAUAGAAAUUACAGGCAUUAAUGAGGAUUUGACACGACCCAGCUGUUUAAAUAUUCUUAUUUACGCAAAUCCACCUCCUAAUUUCUAUGUCAAUCGAACUGAGUAACUAUUGUAAACCCCGUAGUGGUUUGUAAUAUCUUGGUCGUGUCUGUUAAGUG